Messenger RNA from Loxodonta africana (African savanna elephant), 4482 nucleotides. RefSeq names its product phosphatidylinositol transfer protein alpha (gene PITPNA). Gene Ontology annotation, molecular function: phosphatidylcholine intramembrane carrier activity; phosphatidylinositol binding; phosphatidylinositol transfer activity. Gene Ontology annotation, biological process: phospholipid transport. The coding region runs from base 91 to 903 and encodes 270 amino acids. Lineage: Eukaryota; Metazoa; Chordata; Mammalia; Proboscidea; Elephantidae. Gene Ontology annotation, cellular component: cytoplasm. The record is from RefSeq and is a predicted model, not a curated record. The transcript is spliced from 12 exons.
CGGGCCGGGCCGGGCCACGGGGAGAGCGGCCGCCGGGAAGCGGGCGGGAGGCCGGGCGGGCAGCAGGCAGCCGCCGAGCCGCGAAGCGACAUGGUGCUGCUCAAGGAGUAUCGAGUCAUCCUGCCCGUGUCUGUAGAUGAGUAUCAAGUAGGGCAGCUGUAUUCUGUGGCUGAGGCCAGUAAAAACGAAACGGGUGGUGGCGAAGGUGUGGAGGUCCUGGUGAACGAGCCCUAUGAGAAGGAUGGCGAAAAGGGCCAGUACACACACAAGAUCUACCACUUACAGAGCAAAGUGCCCACAUUUGUUCGAAUGCUGGCCCCAGAGGGAGCCCUGAAUAUACAUGAAAAAGCGUGGAAUGCCUACCCUUAUUGCAGAACUGUUAUUACAAAUGAGUACAUGAAAGAAGACUUUCUGAUUAAAAUUGAAACUUGGCACAAACCAGAUAUUGGCACCUUGGAGAAUGUGCAUAAACUGGAGCCCGAAACAUGGAAACAUGUGGAAGCAGUAUAUAUAGACAUUGCAGAUCGAAGCCAAGUACUUAGCAAGGAUUACAAGGCAGAGGAAGACCCAGCAAAAUUUAAAUCUAUCAAAACAGGACGAGGACCUCUGGGCCCCAAUUGGAAGCAAGAAAUUGUAAAUCAGAAAGACUGCCCGUACAUGUGUGCAUACAAACUGGUUACUGUCAAGUUCAAGUGGUGGGGCCUGCAGAACAAAGUGGAAAACUUUAUACAUAAGCAAGAGAAGCGUCUGUUUACAAACUUCCACAGGCAGCUGUUCUGUUGGCUCGAUAAGUGGGUUGACCUGACUAUGGACGACAUUCGAAGGAUGGAAGAAGAGACUAAGAGACAGCUGGAUGAGAUGAGACAGAAGGACCCAGUGAAAGGAAUGACAGCGGAUGACUAGAGCCACCCUCCCCCUUCUGCACUUUUUGCAAGACAGUGGUCAACAGGAAGGCCCAGCAGCUCUACCCUCCCGAGUGACAGGCCACCUUCGGACGCGCCUUUCUGUGCCCAUUCUUCAGGCAACUUUCGAUCCCUUACUGUAGCUAACCCUAGAUGCCCCUUACUGUUGUGAACAAAUAGACCAUCUGGUAUUAUGAAGGCCGUGUGUGCGGGACCCUGCUCCUCUGAGAGAUGUGGCAUGUACGCUGCUGUAUUUACAGCUCCUCCCUCUCUCUUCAUCGUGUUCUGACCCAUUUCUCUGUGUGUCCACCCCCCCCCCCCAAUUUUAUUUCCAAGUGACAUUUUUAAGUCUUUCAAAAUAGCUGCCUUUUGUGAUGUGGUGAUUUAAAUGAUUUAAGUCUGUUUUCAACCUUGGGGUAAACUGAGGUAUUUUGCUUCCUGGGCAGAUCUUUGCAAUUUUGAGUGCUCACCUGGGGAGAGGGGAUGAGUUAGAAAUACAGCGUUUUCCCCCCCAGUUCCACAGAAUAACAGAAUGGCGUCAUAACUCGGAUAUCUAUUCCCGGUAAUCCAUUGUUAGAGUGCUCUAGGCACCAAGGAGGCACCCAAGGCCCAGCCAGUCUCUUUAAGAAAAUUUAACAAAUACAAAUAACCCCAGUGCCAGGCAUUGCACCUCUGGCCACUAUUUCUUAGAAAUACCUAUGGCUUCUCAACCCUCUUGUUGCCCACUCUGUCUGAAUCUCUGUGCAGAGCCUGUCAUAUGCCCCAGCCAACUCUCCACCUGGAGAGCCUUGCCCUGUUUGGCCUUUAGAAUUGAGUCUGCCCCGUAUAUACUCAUCAUUCUGACUCCCUGAGGAGCUCUGUAUGUCAAUGCUCCUCUUCCCUUUUGGGCUGGUGCUGCCACUCAGCAAUAAUCCUCUUUUCUCUGUGCUUUCUCAGAUCCCUGUCCUCUGUCUUUGAGGCUGAUUAGGGCUUGAGUCCUGAUCUUUUCAUGCUGCACAAAAUGAGCAUGCAAAAAGCUUCCUUCCCAGCAAAUCAUGUUCCCACUUGUCUCCAGGGUUGCUGGAAAGGAAAUUGGGGAUCAGGGACUCAGCUUGUCUUGCCCCUAUGCUGAGUUCUGUCCUAGACAAUCAAAUGCAAGUAGUGGUUGUAGUACAGAACUCUAGCACAGUAGGCUAGUGAGGAAGUCCAGGCUCCAGGUGAAUGGAACCUGCUAAGGGGCUCACAGUUCCCUGUGAUUUGGCAGAAUUGGAGUAUGCCUACGUGGUGGGAGAAUCUGAGACAGCUAUGGUGUCAUCUGACAUUUCUCUCCCAAAUCUGGUGAAGUCUGCUGGCCUGAGUGUGCCAUCAUCCAGGCCCACACUAGCCUGGAUGCAACUGCUAAUAAAAGAGAUAGAGUCUCCAUGAAGGGAGUGAGGAGUUGGGGGGGGGGGGGGGCGAUAAUUUAUGCUUAUGUUUUUUGUCAGUUUGCUUUGCCUUACUCAUUUCUAAGUGCAAUAAGGGAGUAUCUCACAGGAUUGCACCUGUGACACCCUGAUGGAUGCUUCCCUGUGGCCCUUCUGGGGCAAGGGUGGACACUCAGACCCCUUAGUGUGGCUAGCUCUGACCUUCAUUGAGGCCCCUUGGGGACCAGGAGAUGUCCUAUUACAGACACCUUCCUCUUGAUUAGUCUCUUCACCUUGUGGAGUCUGUAGUAAUGGAUCUGGAGCAUUCCAGUUGGUUAUUAGCGUCCCAACUGCUAGUAGCAUUUAUUCGACUGGGGAAGUUGGAGAAGAGGCAUUCCUACUGGAGAAAAAUGUAAAUGUUUUCCUACAAGCUGUUUUAGCUCUUGCUUUUAUUUGUGCAUAAAGGCUUCCCUUUUUCAGUCAUUAACUAGGUGAAGUCUAGAUGUGGGUUAUCCUAAGAGAAACAAAACGAUAUUCUAAGCAGACAGUUGUUUUUGUAAUUUGAGGAUCAGCAGAUGUCUUCUUCCUUCAGCUGAGAUCCACACAUAUCACUUCAGCUUUAGUGGGGGCUUUUUCUUGAGCUGCCUUUUCUCUGGCUCUUCUCACCUUCACCUGUUGCCCCAGUUUAAUCUGGAAUAAAAGCAUCUACAUGAGCUGAGCUAGAAUUUCCUGAGGUCAGCUUGGAUCUUGGGUUCCUACUCACAUAAAUACGGAAAAGGCAGGUCCCUGGUCCACUUCAUCCUCAUGGGUGGUGUUGCUGCUGGGUAACAGUGGUCAACCUCUUUUACAUACCCCCUUCCCUCUUCACCCAUCUCCCAAACCAACUAGCACUCAGAGGGGCUUAGGAUGAAGGGCUCAGCUCCAGGGGUACUACCCGAGGAUGUGCCACACCCCUUCAGACCAGCUGGUUCCAUUAGAUUUCCAGGGACAUAGUCCUGUCUGGAAGCAGCAGUGCCUCUGUAGAAGGGCUACUGGGCUCUGGCCUUCUCACAGAGAGAGGUCAGAGACAGGGUCAGUAUUGUGGGCACAUGUAUACCUUCCCGAGUUCUCCUCUUACAGUCCCUGCUGGGACCUUCCCCCAGCCCUCCGACUUGUUUUGGUUGGUUCCUAGUGCUACUUCUUUUACAAAAUAUACUUUGUAGAAUUGAUUAGAUUACCUUGUUUAUUUAAUGUGAGUUUGUGCCUUUUUGUCUCAAUCUUCCAAUACAGGUAUAUUGGGGAAAAAAAGCAGUCUAAUAAAAUUCUAGACAGAGCUCUCUGGAGUCCAGCUUAUUGAUGAUGUCCUUAUGCACAUUUUACAAAUUAGAUAUCCUCAAACUCUUGCUCAUGACCCCUAUUUUACCAGAGAAGGAUUAGGGAAGGUUACAAGAUGUGUCUGAAAAUUUGUGCAGGUGGAUUUCUGUAAGUUAAAACAUUCCCUUAUCAAUUUACAUAUGCAAACAUUGCAUAUCUGAGUGUAACUUAGCUGUUCUGUACUGGUAGAAUGCCUUUGUCUCCCCUCCUCUUCACAUCUCCCUCUCUACCAGGCAAAGCAUUUAAAGUAGGAGUUCUUAACCUGGCUUCGGGGUCUAUGAACCUCCUGAGGGUUGCUUGUAAAAUUGUGUGUUUUUCUGGGGAGAGUCGUGUCUCUCAUGAGAUCCUCAAAGGAAUCCCCUGCCUCCCCCUCCACCCCCCCCAAAAAAGGAAAAGAACCAAGUGAUUUGACGGAAAUUAUAGUAGAUCUUUGGCAAAAUAGUCUUAAUUUUAUAUGUCUGGUCUUAGAGGUGGUGACUUGUUUUUCAUUCAUUGAUGGUUAAUUUUCUAAGAGUCCAGGAGCCCCAAAAUGUCCCACGUGCAAGAAGUAACCCAAUGAGUUUCAAAAGCGUAAAACACUUGAAAGUGGGAGUAGAGCAUGAGAACUAAGAAUGGAGGAGCUUGAUCAACGUGGUAACUGGGGAAACUGCCUGUAGUUGAUGGGGAAGAUACUGGGCUGCAGGUAAGACAGUGGCUAGACUACCUCGCCGCCCUCAUCAUUUAGGUCUCUGGGCGUUGGGAAACGGGAGGAAAGACAGCACAGAGGUCAGCGACCUCAGAUUUCAUCUUUAGCGAAAGGGACGACCAGCCUCGGAAAAGCCAACGUGGGCAGGAGCGGCUCGAGG